This is a messenger RNA of Papaver somniferum (opium poppy), 1798 nucleotides long. Its product is annotated as probable aspartyl aminopeptidase. The record is from RefSeq and is a predicted model, not a curated record. Gene Ontology annotation, molecular function: aminopeptidase activity; zinc ion binding. Lineage: Eukaryota; Viridiplantae; Streptophyta; Magnoliopsida; Ranunculales; Papaveraceae. Bases 74 to 1609 code for a protein of 511 amino acids. Gene Ontology annotation, biological process: proteolysis. The transcript has 10 exons.
CCUUCUGAAGUAGAAAUACACUAUAACAGUGAGAGAGAAGAAGGAUUCGAUCGUCGAACCAGAAGAAUCAGCCAUGGCAGGAGUAGUAGACUCAAACGACGGAGUUGUUUCUGAAAUCAUCAACUUUCUCAAUGCUUCUCCAACUGCUUUUCAUGCUGUUGAUGAGGCAAAAAGGCUCUUAAAGAAAGCAGGAUUUGAACAAAUCUCUGAAAGACAAGAUUGGAAGCUUCAAGUUGGAAAGAAGUAUUUCUUCACUAGGAAUUAUUCUAGUAUUGUUGCGUUUGCAAUCGGGAAAAAGUUUGUUGCUGGUAAUGGAUUUCAUAUUGUUGGUGCUCAUACUGAUAGUCCUUGUCUCAAGCUCAAACCUGUUUCAAAGGUAACUAAAGCAGGUUUUUUGGAGGUUGGUGUUCAAACAUAUGGAGGUGGUUUAUGGCACACUUGGUUCGAUCGAGAUUUGACUGUUGCAGGACGAUUGAUUAUAAGAGAAUCUAAAAAUGGUGCCGUUUCAUACUCACAUCGGCUCGUGAGAAUUCAAGAGCCGAUUAUGCGUAUUCCUAACCUAGCAGUUCAUUUGGACAGGAGUACGGACGGGUUUAAACCGAACUCACAAACUCAUCUUGUCCCCAUUUUGGCGACAUCUGUUAAGGCAGAGUUAAAUAAGGCAGCAGCUGGCAAUGUUUCAGCUGAAAGUGAUGGCAAGACAUCUAAUGACAAAAAGGACACUGAUGAUAAGAAGCAUCAUUCACUUCUAUUGCAGCUGCUUGCAUCUGAGGUUGGUUGUAAACUAGAAGAUAUCUGCGAUUUUGAGUUACAACUUUGUGACACCCAGCCAAGUAUUGUAGCUGGUGCUUUGAAGGAAUUUAUUUUCUCAGGAAGGCUCGAUAAUCUUUGCAUGUCAUUCUGCUCUUUAAAGGCCUUGAUAGAUUCCACGUCUUCUGAAAGCAGUCUUGAAGAUGAGCCUGGUGUAAGAAUGGUGGCAUUAUUUGAUCACGAGGAGGUAGGAUCUAACUCAGCACAAGGAGCUGGCUCUCCUGUCAUGUUUGAUGCCCUUUCAAGAGUCACAGAUUCCCUCAACUCAUCAACGUCCAAGCUGCUUGAGAAAGCAAUACAGAAGAGUUUUGUCGUGUCUGCUGAUAUGGCGCAUGCUUUGCACCCAAAUUACAUGGUAUGGCAUGUCUUGAGUUGCUUCAAACAAUUUUGCAUUUUCUGUAUUAGCUCUUUCUUAUAUGUCAUUCUCUUUCUUCAGGACAAACAUGAAGAAAAUCAUCAGCCAAAGAUGCAUGGAGGACUUGUAAUCAAACAUAAUGCUAAUCAACGCUAUGCAACCAAUGCUGUCACCUCUUUCAUUUUUCGAGAGAUUGCAGAGAAACACAACCUUCCUAUUCAGGAUUUUGUUGUUCGCAAUGAUAUGCCAUGUGGUUCAACCAUCGGUCCCAUUCUUGCAAGUGGAAUCGGUAUCCGCACAGUCGAUAUUGGUGCCCCACAACUUUCAAUGCACAGCAUUAGAGAGAUGUGCGCUGUUGAUGAUGUGAAGCAUUCCUAUCAGCAUUUAAAGGCUUUUUAUGAGGAGUUUUCUCAACUUGAUGGGAAGAUUACUGUAGACAUUUGAAUGGUCUUCCUUUGAUUUAGACUCCAAUGUUUUUAUGAGUAUUUAACUCUGUUCGUACGUAGUGGAAAGAUUCUAUUGAAGGUGAAAUGAUUGCUUUAAUGUCAAACCAUAUCUCUUGGAUUUGGGACCUUGGGAUUACUUGCGCUGAAUUGAUUUCAAGAAAAUUUGCAAAAAUUUAAUUUAAUAUAA